Schistosoma mattheei is the source of this 1504-nucleotide messenger RNA. NCBI's taxonomy places the organism in Eukaryota, Metazoa, Platyhelminthes, Trematoda, Strigeidida, Schistosomatidae. The record is from the annotation of a GenBank genome assembly.
UAAAAAUGAAGCAUUUGAUAUUAUUUCAUAUAAACGUGUUGCCUUUACUUCUAUGUGCCUCCAUGAAAGUUGAUUUGGUUGUCAAGAAGUUCUUAAAUGAUCGUGAAAAUGUCACUAAAUGUAUGUAAAUGGAAUGAUAGUGCAUUAAUCACAUUGAUGAAUUGUAGAUGUGAACUGCAUGAAAUUUGCUACUAAACAGUACUGGAUGCCAGAAAUAAUACAAGAAAUAAAAGUGCCGGAAUCGUCGACUCUACACCAGUGUAUCAACACAGAAAUAUCCAAAUAUAACGAUAUUUUCCGAUUGUCUACAUUGGUUAUCGAGAUAUACGAAGUUAUGAAGAAUUACAAUAUACAUUUAUGUACGUUAUACUGAACCAAAUUUUUUUUGGAGGAUAAAUUUGACCCAAUAAACAGUUCGCCUGUGAAACGUGUAGUGUUUAUGUAAGCUUUGGAUUAUUAUUCAAAACUGGUUUGUAUGCUCACUGAAUAACGUACUCAAAGUAAAGUAUCUAAAUGUACCAUUAAAUGAAAUACAAGUCACACAUUACAAUUCAAUAUAUCAUAAAACAUUUUGCGAAAUUGUUCGGUGAAAUCACGUCACUCAUUACACUUUAAAAUGAGUCACUCAGUGUUUGUUUGGAAACAUUUUAGUGAAACAUCGUCUUCUAACAGAUAUUGUCAAUGAAGUUAAUCGUCGAAACACAAAAGUGUGAAUUGUGAGUCAAUUAAAUAUGUUUCAUCGACCAAAUACUUUCGUGUAAUUAUCCGUUAUAUAUUGUAUGGAAAAUGAAUUUACUAAUGAUUUUGAUUGAUGCAAGUGUCAAACACAAGUUGAUCAUAAUUGUGGCGGUCACUAAUGCGGUUGGAAAUCACAUCUUGGAUUCCGUCAUAAGCCAAAAUCCCAAUGUCUGUUUAUUAUGUUCGAAUAGUCAGUAAAAGACACCGAGGAGAGUUCGACAACACAAUCAAAUGGGUAUCUUGAUUAUUUCAUUUGAAUUCGGAUAAUUUACGGUGAAUUCUAUUUCAGUUUGUCCAGUUCAUGAAUAAAUUGAGUUGUGUUCAUUUGAGUUGAAACGAUAAAUAAUAUAACAUAUCGGUUAUUGAUUACACGAAUCAGAUACCACUUUAUAACUGUGAUUCUUUCGCAUGAUUCUAAUAAAUUUACAUGCAUGACUUUAUUUAGUCUAGAAGAUGCUCGAAAGUUAUCGAAGUCACGUUUCAAAAUGAUGAUGAUAAUCAUUGUGAAUUAUUGGUUAAUUUCGUUCGGACAUCGUUGCGAUAACUGAUUUAACAACUGUUCUAUUACUCUCCUUUUUCUUCUUCUUCUUUGAGUCGUUUUAAUGUUGAUAUGUGGCACUUACAAGCAAUUAAAAUUUCGAGAAUACUGCAAUAGUACUGUAACCUUAUUUUGAUGCACUCGAUUACCAAGCACAUUAUUAUGCAAUUAUUUGCUUACUCUUCAAUAAUCCAUUUUAUUUAUUCAAUUGUCACAAUUGUGCUUUUA